Molecule: messenger RNA, 1311 nt
Organism: Colletotrichum abscissum
Lineage: Eukaryota; Fungi; Ascomycota; Sordariomycetes; Glomerellales; Glomerellaceae
Exons: 9
Coding region: 1-1311 (436 amino acids)
Molecular function (GO): monooxygenase activity; FAD binding
Source: RefSeq, a predicted model, not a curated record
AUGACGUCUUAUUGCAAUACGCGAGAUGAACGAUGGAGGCUCCCGCCUCGAAAGGCCCUCCACCCGACAGAAAAGAGCGAGAGGCUUCAGAUUGGCAUCAUUGGAGCGGGAAUUGGAGGCUUGAUGGCCGCCAUCACCCUACUGGAGAGUGGCCACGAUGUCGAGAUCUAUGAAAGGUCUCAGUUCAAGAGCGAGGUAGGGGCUGCGAUCUCGACACCUCCCAACUCCACGAGAGUGCUCGACUACUACGGGUUUGACUUCGAGCGGGCCAGGGCCACCAUCGCGGAGAAGUACAUCUACUACGACGACCCCAACAACAUUGACAAAACGCGAAUGAUAACAUGCACGGAUUACACACCCAGAUACGGCGCCCCCUGGCUAUUCUUUCACCGCGUUGAUCUCCAUAACGAGCUCAAGCUUUUAGCCACGGAGCCGACACCGAUGAGGAAGAGCGUUGCUCGCUUGCACCUUGGCGUCAAGGUGUCUGAUAUCGACACCGAUGGCACCAUUCACUUUGAAGAUGGCACGAGUGUGCAAAAGGACAUACUCAUCGCGGCCGACGGCAUACGAUCUUCCUUCAUCUCAAAGGUCGUGGACAACGCCCCGCAAGCACAGCACUACAUGUCGAUGCUCCGAUUGAUGGCUCCAGUAGAGGACCUCCGUGACGACCCGGAUGUCGUAGCUCUUUUUAAAGAUGGUUUGACUUCGAUUCGCAUCAGCUAUGGGACCAUGCGAAGUGCCAUUAUCUACGGAUGUCGAGGAGGCUCGCUUCAAAACAUCGGCUUGCUAUACCAUCCUGACCUUGCCAUUGAUUCAGAAGGCAACGACAUUUCGGCGAGAGAAGACUUUGUCUACAAAGUCGUCGAAGAGUAUCCGAGGCCUGUACAAUCCGUCUGCAUCAAUGCAAGAGGCGUCGGACAAUGGAAGGUCUUCACCCGAAAGCCGCUCGACAGGCUCGUCCGAGGCCGAGUGGUCCUCAUAGGAGACGCCGCACAUCCCAUGCCCCCAGUGCGCGCUCAGGGUGCAGCCAUGGCGAUCGAAGACGCCGGAGCGCUAGGCGUGCUUCUCUCAAACGUGACAUCGAAAGACGACAUCUCAACCCGACUGGACAUGUUCAACCAGCUGCGGGUAAAGCGCGUCGCCGCAACGCAGACCGCGUCUUCGAUGCACCAGUGGGACCCCACUCGUGUUUCCGAGGAGCAGAGACAGUACUUUGACGGCAACGUCCCACAGACUAUUGAGGACAUUGAAAUAUUCAGUUACGACAACAGUGUCAUUCGCGAUGCAUUUGACCUCUUGGAAAGGGCUUGA